AGAACAUCUCCUACCCUAAUGUGAUCUGGAAUAAAUUAAUUUUUUUCUGUGUCAAUUCAAUGCGUUAUGUUGAGUAUUUGGUUGAUCCAAUGGAGUUGGCGCGUUAUUCAUCAACAAUUACAAUUGUUUCUCAUAUUUUUCUGUAUUACAUUUAUUGAACCGCGUACUGUACGCUUUCAAAUUGAUGAAGAAUUGAAAAUUAACACACAUAUUGGCAGUUUGCUAAAUCAUGUACAUGGUGGAUUGAAUAAUUUACGUUUUGUGAAAAUUUCUAAUCUUGACGAUUAUUCUGAAUUAUUUUCAGUGGAUGAAUUCUCUGGAGAUAUAAGAAAUGUGCGUAGAUUGGAUAGAGAAACAUUAUGUAUGACAAAUAGUCAGCUAGAUAUAGAAAAACUCCAGGAACAAUCAUCAUCAUCGUCAUUUCAUGAAUGGACAAUCAAUUUUCCUUUAUUAACUAAAUGCGAAUUAUAUUUUAGUGUGAAUUGUUUAAAUACUACACCAUUUUUAAAUAUUUCCAAUCAUAUGAAAUUUAAAACACCUGUAAGUAAUAAAUUAGUAGCUAUUUUCGAUGUAAUCAUUGAACUUAAAGAUAUCAAUGAUAAUGGUUGUAAAUUUAUUCCAUCAAACCGACAAAUUAUUCGAAUACGUGAAGAUUCACCAGUUCAUGAGACUCGCUUCACUUUAAAUACUCCUUAUGAUCCAGAUGACGCCAAUGGUGGGAAUUCAGUUAGACCAGAUCGAGUUUGGAUACGCAGUGAUUCUCGCUUAUCAAAUAGUCAAAAUAUAAGAAAUUUAUUUCGAUUACACAGUCUUUCAUUAUCGAAAAAUCUUACCACACCCAAUAUUCAUUUAGAGUUAGAACUCACUAAUACAUUGGAUUAUGAAACACAGAAAACGUAUACAUUUCAAAUUGUAGCAGAUGAUGGCUUCUCAUCUGGUAAUCAUCAAUGCUACUUGAAUGUCACAAUACUAGUGGAAGAUUGUAAUGAUCACAUGCCAAAAUUUGAACAAUCCAUGUAUACUGUAAAUGUAAGUGAAGAUACAUCAAUCGACCAAUUAAUCAUCAAAUUAAAAGCUGAUGAUGAAGAUGAACAUGAAAAUGGUAAGAUUAUUUAUAGUCUCAUAUCAUACACAGAUGAUACCGAUGAGAAAUUUUUCUAUAUUCAUUCCGAUUCCGGUGAAAUUAGAUUACAAAAUCGUUUAGAUUAUCGACAAAAAUCACAACAUAUUUUGAAAGUGUUAGCUAGAAAUCCAGAUAACACUACAUCGAAACGUGAUCAGAUUAUUUCAGAAUUAUCAGUAGCACAGGUUAUUAUCAAUGUAAUAGACAUUAAUGAUCAUUUUCCUCGUGUUCGAGUUCUAUCUCCUACUGGUUCAAAAGAUUUAGAAAUAAUUGAAGAAUCACCUCCUGGACAAGAUAUAGGAAUUGCAGAAGUUUCAGAUGGAGAUACAGGAAUAAAUGCUCAGGUUGACUGUAAACUAAUAAAUCAAACCAUAUCAGAUAUCCUACGUCUAAUUCCAAUCAAUAUUGACGGUAUUCACUAUGGUUUAACAAGCUCCAAUCGAAAAUACAAGAUAACAAUGGAAAGGCGAGUAGACAGAGAAGAACAUAAAGUUAUAGAAUUCAUUCUUCUUUGUAGUGAUGGUGGAAUUCCUUCACUAACAACUACUCUUACACAACGUAUACAAGUUAUCGAUAUCAAUGAUCAUGAUCCAAUCUGUGAACAGAAUGUUUACAAAGUUGAAAUUUAUGAAGAUUCUCAUCCAGAAAGAGGUAAAACCAAUUUCGAAAUUAUCACCAUCAAUGCUACCGAUAAAGAUGAAGGUCAAAAUUCAAAAUUACAUUUUAGUCUAGACCAUGAAACUCCACCUGUUCUUUUAAAUAUGAUCACAAUUGAUUCAAACUCAGGAACUCUUCGUACUCUUGGAAAUUUAGAUCGUGAAAAAUUCGAUCAAUUCUCUGUGACUAUUUUCUGUUCCGAUUAUGGUGAGCCGGCAAGAACUACUAGAAUUUUUGUUCAUAUAAAAGUUUUAGAUUAUAAUGAUAAUCCUCCAGUCUUUUCUCAACCUUAUUAUCAAUUCGCUUUAAAAGAAAAUAAUGCAGUUGGACAAUUAGUUGGUACUUUUUAUGUCAGUGACAAAGAUGUCGGUAAAAAUUCAGAGUUGGAAAUUUAUAUUGAAGAAAAUCUUGAACAACCUAAUAUGCAUUUAAUUUCAUUGACUAAGAAUUUGAAUUCACCUAAUAAUAAUAUUGAACAGUUAAGGUUAAAUUCCAGAGGACUCUCUUCUAUGUCAUCAGGUUUACGUCAAAGAAGAAAGUACACUGAAUACAUAUCAAAAUUUCGAUUGAAUUCAUAUCCUUUACAUAGAAAUUAUCAUAAUUCUUUUUUAUCAAAUGAAACAUCUUAUGAAGUAAAAUUGUACAUAGAAUCUGUCAUAGAUCGUGAACAUUUAAUUAUGAAAAGUACCAAUUAUUUAUCGAAAACUUUAUCUACUUAUGAAACAUUUGAAAGAGUUUAUCAUAAUUAUAAUUAUAAUUAUCAUGAGAAAUUAUCACAAUUUACAAAUCAAACCAAUUAUUCCAUGUUAACACCAAUUAUUUUUCUAAUAAUUCAUGCACAAGAUAAAGGUUUGCCAAAAUUAUCAACAACUAUUCAAUUACGUAUUCAAAUUUUAGAUCAAAAUGAUAAUUCACCACGUUUUCUAUUUCCUAAUUCAACAAAUUUAAAUAAAACUAAAAUAUCUGUAUCAUAUAAAGAACCAAAAGGUUAUGCAUUCACACAAAUACAAGCUAUUGAUGAUGAUGCAGGUGAAAAUGGUACAGUCAACUAUUUCAUACAUUCUGGAAAUGAAAACAAUUAUUUUGCAUUGAAUAAAAAUACUGGAAUAUUAAGUAUCAAUGAAGAAAUUCCCUACAGUGCAAUAGGUGAACAUAAUUUACGAAUAGAAGCAAGAGAUUGUGGACAAUCGUAUUAUUUUACUCAAACUGAUUUCAUCAUAGAAAUUGAUGAUUCCACUUCAAAAGCAUAUCUUUCUUCCAUGAAUUUGUAUCAUACAAAUAAUGUGAAUGGAUUUAGUACAUUUGCUUCAAGUGGUUAUAAAUUAAAUUUUUAUAUUGUUAUAGCAAUUAUUGUAUCUGCUUGUAUUAUAUCAACGAUUCUUAUCGUGUUAGUAUUGAUUUUUUUACGUCGUACCAAAAGAAAUAAUACAUAUCUUGAUAGAAAUAAUAAUAACAUAGAUAAUAAUAAUAAUAAUACAAGUAAUCAAUGUACAGUGUAUAUGACAAAUUCACCAUCGAAUUGGUCAAAAAUAGAUCAAUCAUUGAAUUAUGAUGUUUCUGGACUGGCAAAUGGUUAUCGAGUUAUUCAUUCACUACCUGACUGCUUAUCACAGCUUACUAGUAUCGGUGGUCAAACCAGUUUGAAAUCAGCAAAUUAUCCUAAUGGAAUAGCAUUGUCACCAUCAAAUCCAAAUUGCAUGCUUGAUAAAUGUUCCAAUCUCAAUGUAUCAUCAGAAUAUUGGGGUUAUAAUAAUGAUCAUUACAAUAAUCAUAAUAUUAGCAAUAAUAAUAAUAAUAAAAGUCAUCAUGAGAAUAUGAAUUCAAUUGCCAUGAAUAAUGGACAUAAUGAUUUACUCGAUAAUCAAAAGAUUCAAAUUUAUAUUCCUUCACGCCAAUCCAUGAAAAUGAUGAAUUUGACAGAUGAGACAAAUUUAAACUAUUCCUAUGAUACACAUGCAAACUAUUUCGAAGGAACACAAUAAACCAAAAAAAACAACAAACAACUUCGUCUGAAUUUUUAUCAAAAAUGACGGAAUUAUUCAAUAAUAUUCAAUAAUACAAUUUCAAAGAAGUAAAAUGAGUAAAUUCUUCAUAAAACCAAAAACAUUUAAACACGAUGUAGGAAAUGUUGGUUUAAUUCGCCUAUGUAUAUAUAUACAGAUUAAUGUUUCCUGUAAUAUUCAUUAAUCGAUUUGCUUGAUGAAGGAAAAGUAUAUUUGUUCACGUGAUUAUCUAUAUGUGUAUGUAUGUUUGUAUGUAUACGUUCAUACAAGGUUGGCGAAAAUUAUAACCUUACCCUACUUAGCAUCGGAGCAAUUAUGGUUUGUUCAUCUGCAUUCUUUACCAUUCAACUACUUAGUAUUUACUUUCGCAAUCUCAUACAAACUUCAAACAGAGAGAUUUAUUUAUUCUCAGCCGAUAUCAACGUUAGCGAACAAUUUAUGCAUGAAGAGAUUAUGAAAUUUGCCAGCAAUUUGGAAUACACUUAAUACACUAUCUUAUCAUUAAGAUAAUUAAAAAUAUCACUUAAAUCUAUACAUAAUUGUAAAUAAAAUGAUGCUUUCAAGCUUAAAUUGUGCUUAGUAUUUUUCAUGUACACGUUUGUGAUUGUUUUACAACUGUAUUUUUGAAAUUAAAAAAAAAUCAUAUUUCCUCCAAAAUGGAUGAUGAUUUUAUUCCAAAUUGCAGAGGUGCAGAGUUCAGGUGUGUAUGGUCUUCGACAACCAUAGUCUGCUAUGAUAAGAUUUUUAUUUCGGUCAAAUUUUCACUGAUAACUAAACCUUCGGUUGAAGAAAAUGAUGAGUCCAAAGUGAACUUUGAUUUUUGAACUGCU
Messenger RNA from Schistosoma turkestanicum, 4613 nucleotides. The record is from the annotation of a GenBank genome assembly. NCBI's taxonomy places the organism in Eukaryota, Metazoa, Platyhelminthes, Trematoda, Strigeidida, Schistosomatidae.